This is a messenger RNA of Cataglyphis hispanica, 2487 nucleotides long. RefSeq names its product protein FAM166B-like (gene Ip6k). NCBI's taxonomy places the organism in Eukaryota, Metazoa, Arthropoda, Insecta, Hymenoptera, Formicidae. The coding region runs from base 336 to 1094 and encodes 252 amino acids. The transcript is spliced from 5 exons. The record is from RefSeq and is a predicted model, not a curated record.
AUUCUAACUGCAAUACAGAAAAAAGAGUUAUUCGAUCGGGAUCGAUACUAGUCAAUGACGAAUCUGAUGAGAUCAAUUUCAUUCAAUGGUGAUUGAUCGUUGCAAACUGCAACUAAUUCAGUAGAUAAAAAAAUGGAUUUUUGCUAAAUAUAAUGAAUGAAUAAGAUAGUAGAAGAAAAAAAUUGACACAUGUUCCAGUAAAGAUGCAUAUUUAAUCAACGGAAAAAAAGAAAAAAAGGAGGAAAACAUGAAGAGAAAAUCAGGAAUCUCGAUGAGUGUCGGUGUAUUGUAAUUUGUUUACGAUUACACAGUGAUAAAAAUUUAUAACGAAAAAAAUGGUGUUCGACCCGAUUUGCGAAGAGCAGAGAAAGCAAUUCUUUCGGCAGAACUAUGGAGCUCAUUUACCUGGAUACACGGGUCAUUGUCCUACGCUCAAAUUUCGCGUUGGAAAAAGAUUCGGAGCAAAUACAGAAGAAAUAAUGAAGGAAUUAUUAGAAAAGAAAAUUCUCAAGACUGGACCAUAUAAGCCAAACGGUAGAGAAAAUGAGUUAUCAAGUCCUCAGGUUAAAGAAAUUAAAAGAGAUUGGAACAACGAGGGCAGAUUGUACAAGGCACCUCCGUACAUCCUAGGAUAUACUGGAUAUAUUCCUGGCUUCAAUAGCAUAUAUGGUUUACCUUUUAUGAAAGCCGUGGAAAUCGGUGCCAAAGAAUGGCACGAAACACAAAUGAAACUGAGAGCACAACGUGAUGCAAUGAGGGCUCACGUUGAGCGAACAGAUCCGAGAAAUCUUCUAUCACGAGCAAGAGCAGAUAACGUGGACAUCGAGAUUGAUCACGGUUAUAACAGAAACAGAAAAAGCUUUGAUUAUCAUGUUUCUCCGGAAAGACCACCAAUCGUCGGUUAUACGGGCCACAUUCCAGGAGCGAAAGGGGAAGUCGCGCUUUCUAAGAGAUACGCUCAAGCCGCUAAAAAAGGAUUAGAAGGUGUUCAAAGGGAACGCGAAGAGAGACACCACAAGGCUAAAGACAUGCACGCUGUGCAAAGAGUCCUCGACAAUGCAUAUCUCGAUGAAACAGGACAUACACGUGCAUAAAAUGAUACAGAAACGUUCUUUUACUUAUAACAUACAAAAAGAAAUAAAAAAAUAUAUUUAAAUCUUAGAAAAAAAAGAUAAAAAUUGAAGAAGUAGCUAAAAAGAACAGUUUAUAUUUUUAAACAUCUAUAUAAAAAUCACAAAUUUUUAUAAUGUAGAUAAAAGUUGUGACAUUCGAAACUCACGUUUCGAUUAAUAUAAACAUUUUGUGCCUUGUUCUUCGACAGUAUCACGAGUCGAAAUGUAAAUGUGAGAAAAUAACAGAGUUUUCUUUUAUAUCAUAUUAAUGAAUAAUUGCAAAAUUAUUUAUAUCCAAAUAAAAAAAGUGUUUGAAAAUUGUAAGGAUAGUUUUUAGUGUUUCAAUGUCUCGAGUAAGUAGUAAUGAGAGAUUUUGCUACAUUUUCUACUUUUGGAAAAAAUUUUUGACUAUUCAGAUAUAUAAGAACAAAAAUGGCAUACAGUUAUCAUCAAAAUGAAUAAAAAAUGUACAUAUCUGUGGGAGAUAAUAAGUUCAUUUAUCAAUGUUCGAAAAAUAUAUACCGGUUUAGUAUUUUAACAAAAUAGGUCACCAUAAAAAUAUUUUUUUUUACUAUAUAUCUAUUAUAGAAAUAGAGAUAUUAUCUAUUAUACAUAUUAAAAUGUCUUUAUUAUGAUAUUAAAUCUUUAUUGAAUAUAUAAGAUAGAUCUUUAAACCGUACAAGAGAAGUCCUCCUUUUGGUUAUUCUUCAAAGAGAAAUAUGACAAUCGAGAAAAACUAUUCCUUAACUCUUAACUUAUUGUUUUUACUUAUAUGGCAUCUACAUAGAUUAUUUGUGCCAUAUCUUAAUAUUUAACUUAUGUAAUCACAGAAAUAAAUUUAUCAAUGUACGAAAUUUACAAAGCUAUUUCAAAUGCUUUGAACUUCCAAUAUUUAUUAGCCUUUUGCAUCUUUUGCAUAUAUAUAUAUAUAUAUAUAUAUAUAUAUAUAUAUAUAUAUAUAUAUAUGUAUAUGUAUAUGUAUUUUAUCAUAGUAAUACAUUUAUAGUAAUAUAUUUAUAGAAAAAAAAGUAAAAUUUUUGGAAAUAUUUCUAUUGGAAAUAUCUUCAAAGAAACCAAUAAAGAUUGAUAUGCUAGUUCCAUUUCAGAUAAGAGUAACCUGAAUCAUUCUAAACUUCAGAAUUCGCGAAAUGGAUUAUAGCCAAUAUAUAAACAAUACUUCAAAUCACAUUAAAGAGAAAUUAGUGAAAUUUUAUAUACUAUAACAAUGAUUUGCAUGUGUAAAUAGUAUAACAAUUAAGUCCUAAAGUUCUUUCCUGUUUUAUAGAGUGAUCAGUAGAAAAAUGUAAAAUAAUAUGUAGCCUUCUAAUGGGUACUAAAAAAAAAUAAUUUCAAAAAUACAUAUAUGAAAAAUAAA